AUGAAGCUCCUGAUUCUCGCCGUGUUCGCCCUGUUCCACGUGGCCCACGGUGAGGAAGGCGCCAGGCUCCUGGCCUCCAAAUCUCUACUAAACAGAUAUGCAGUGGAGGGCAAGGACUUGACUUUGCAGUACAACAUCUACAACGUUGGCUCCAGUGCUGCUUUAGACGUGGAGCUCUCGGAUGAUUCUUUCCCCCCCGAAGAUUUCGGCAUUGUCUCUGGGAUGCUCAACGUCAAGUGGGACAGGAUCGCUCCGUAUCUUUUCGUGUUGUGA
Leptosomus discolor (cuckoo roller) is the source of this 273-nucleotide messenger RNA. Lineage: Eukaryota; Metazoa; Chordata; Aves; Leptosomiformes; Leptosomidae. The record is from RefSeq and is a predicted model, not a curated record.